Molecule: messenger RNA, 2036 nt
Organism: Neolamprologus brichardi
Lineage: Eukaryota; Metazoa; Chordata; Actinopteri; Cichliformes; Cichlidae
Gene: dcun1d1
Product: DCN1, defective in cullin neddylation 1, domain containing 1 (S. cerevisiae)
Biological process (GO): protein neddylation
Cellular component (GO): ubiquitin ligase complex
Molecular function (GO): ubiquitin conjugating enzyme binding; ubiquitin-like protein binding; cullin family protein binding
Source: RefSeq, a predicted model, not a curated record
CGACUUGUAAAAACUUUACGGGCACUAAGCCAGCUGGAUGGGAGGAAGAGUAGCCCGGCAGUGACAAACAUGAACAAGCUGAAGUCCUCGCAGAAGGAUAAAGUUCGCCAGUUCAUGAUUUUUACACAAUCCAGUGAGAAGACUGCAGUGACCUGCCUGGCACAGAAUGACUGGAAGCUAGAUGUUGCCACAGAUAAGUUUUUCCAAAGUCCAGAGCUCUACAUUUCAAAUCUAAAGGGGGCCUUAGACAAGAAGAAGCUUGAGCAGCUGUACAACAGAUACAGAGAUCCUCAUGACGACAACAAAAUAGGCAUUGAUGGGAUCCAGCAAUUCUGUGACGACUUGGGUUUGGACCCUGCCAGUAUAAGCGUCCUUCUCAUCGCCUGGAAGUUCAGGGCAGCAACGCAGUGCGAGUUCUCGAAACAGGAGUUCAUGGAAGGCAUGACAGAACAGGGGUGUGACAGCAUAGAGAAGCUAAAAGCUCAGCUGCCUAAGAUAGAGCAAGAAUUAAAGGACUCAAGGAAAUUUAAGGACUUCUACCAGUUUACAUUUAAUUUUGCAAAGAAUCCUGGCCAGAAAGGUUUGGAUUUAGAAAUGGCAAUUGCAUAUUGGAAUUUAGUUCUCCCGGGAAGAUUCAAGUUCCUGGACCUGUGGAACAAAUUUUUAGUUGAACACCAUAAAAGAUCGAUUCCUAAGGACACUUGGAAUCUCUUACUAGACUUCAGCACGAUGAUCACUGACGACAUGUCGAAUUACGACGAGGAAGGAGCGUGGCCCGUCCUUAUUGAUGAUUUUGUGGAGUUUGCGCGACCACACAUCGGAACCAAAAGCACUGCAGUUUAAGGUCCGCUCUCACUGAAGUAACAGCCAUGAGAGGUUUCUACAAAAUCAGUGACUGGAGGACGGUGGAGUCACACUGAGCUGGGAACUAUGUUGCCUUUUCAACCCUCAGGACUGAAAUAUUUUACACAGCAGAGACUUUAUAUAUAUUAUGUGUGUGUACAAAAGGCAUAUCCGUUUGUUAGUUAACACGUGAUAGUUUGAAACUUUUAUCUAAAGUAUUGGGCUUUUGUGUGCGCUCAAGCCAACUAGAGAGGAGUCUCCAUUUGAUCCCACGUGGGUCUCUGAUGUGGUCGCACUCCGAUACAGGUAGAUAUACACACUUGAACUGUAAUGUAAACACAAGGGUUUGCAAAGAGGAUGUUGUUCUUUAAAUACUGAAUUUUAAUACUAGUGUGCAUUUCCUGAUUUUGGUUUUAUGAUAUGUUUGUGUUACAAGUCAGUAUCAAACAUUGAUUGUAAUUUUUUAAAUCAUAAUGCUGUUUGUUUAAACAUGAAUGCGUAAGGAUAAAAUAAAUAAUUCAGUUUGGUCUCUUUAAAGCUGCCAAGCCUCUGUGCAUUUAUACUUAGAAAGAGAAAAUGAGACAUUGAAAGUCAGUCUCUGUUUGGUUUAUUGCCAAAUACCUCAUUAACCUUUAGAAAUGUCUUAAUUUUUUGUGGCACAAAUCCAACAAGGUGCUGGAAACAUUCCUCGAAGAUUUUCAUCAGGAUUGACAUGACAGCAUGACAAAGAUUUGCUGGCUUGAUGAUGAGAAUCUCCUGUUCCACCACAUUCCACUGGACUGAGUUGAGGUCAUUUGAGUACAGUGAACUCAUUGUGGUGUUCAUGAAACCAGUUUGAGUCCAGGCAAUCUUUCUCAUUGAACUGUAGCCAAACUUUCCUGUUACUGGCUGACGAGAGGCACCUUCUGUGGUCUAAUGCUGCUGUAGCUCAUGUAGUUUAAAGCUAGAUGUGUUGUAUGUUCAGAGUUGCUCUUCUGUACACCUUUGUUGUAACAAGGGGUUAUUUGAGUUAUUGUUGCUUUUCUAUCAGCUGAAAACAAUCUGGCCAUUCUCCCAUGACCUCUGACUUCAACGAGGCAGAGAACUGCUGCUCACUGGAUAUUUUCUCAGUAGAUCAGCAGUUUCUGUAAUGCUCGGACCAGCCUGUCUGGCACCAACAGACAUGUCGCAUUGAGAGUCACUUUAGUCCCCAU